This is a messenger RNA of Monosiga brevicollis MX1, 996 nucleotides long. RefSeq lists its product as uncharacterized. Gene Ontology annotation, biological process: aerobic respiration; respiratory electron transport chain; tricarboxylic acid cycle. The record is from RefSeq and is a predicted model, not a curated record. Lineage: Eukaryota; Choanoflagellata; Craspedida; Salpingoecidae. The coding region runs from base 1 to 939 and encodes 312 amino acids. The transcript is spliced from 6 exons. Gene Ontology annotation, cellular component: mitochondrial membrane. Gene Ontology annotation, molecular function: electron transfer activity; 2 iron, 2 sulfur cluster binding.
AUGGCAGCGCCUGCGAAGCUUCUGCUGCUGCUGCUGCUGCUGCUGCUGGCCUUCUGUUGUAUCGAGCUGCCUUUUGCUCUUUGUGCCGUUGCAUUUGUCUUGGUGUUUGGGAGAUUGUUUGUGCGUUUGACCACCACCAUGGCCAUGGCGCUGCGCACUCUCCGCUCUGCCUCGAUGAAGGCCGUGUCCUUCUCUGCCGUUCGUGCUGCCAGCACUGAGGCCGCAGCCCCCAAGAUGAAGUCCUUCUCCAUCUACCGCUGGGACCCCGAACGUCCCGGCGAUAAGCCCCGCAUGCAAGAGUACUCCAUCGACAUGAACUCGUGCGGCCCCAUGGUUCUGGAUGCUUUGAUCAAGAUCAAGAACGAACAGGACCCGACUCUGACCUUCCGUCGCUCGUGCCGUGAAGGCAUCUGUGGCUCGUGCUCCAUGAACAUCGAUGGUACCAACACCCUGGCUUGCCUGUGCCGCGUCACCACCGAGUCUUCCUCCGCCAUGAAGAUCAACCCCUUGCCCCACAUGUACGUGGUCAAGGAUCUGGUUCCGGAUAUGGCCAACUUUUACCAGCAGUACCAGGCCAUUGAGCCCUGGCUGCAGACUGAUAAGGCCCCUGAAGACGGACGCGAGUACCUGCAGUCAGUCGAGGACCGCAAGAAGCUGGAUGGCAUGUAUGAGUGCAUCCUGUGCGCUUGCUGCAGCACCUCAUGCCCCUCCUACUGGUGGAACAUGGACCAGUACCUUGGCCCGGCCGCCCUGAUGCAGGCCCGCCGCUGGAUGGCUGACUCGCGCGACGACCGCGCAAAGGAACGCAUGGAGAAGCUUCGCGAUCCCUUCUCCAUGUACCGCUGCCACACCAUCAUGAACUGCACCAAGACGUGCCCCAAGCACCUUAACCCCGGCAAGGCCAUCGCUGAGAUCAAGCGUGACAUGCUCUCCAUGUAAAUGCCCAUCGCCGAAGGAAGUGUCUAGCUGUCCUCACCCUGCCUCGCACAAGCGCGC